UUUAAGACGCGCUCACCUGGCGGCUCACCUGGGUGAGGGCGCUUCCGCAGGAAGAAGGAAGCUGCGCGCUGCCUCUCCCUCUCGCUCCCGCCUCUCAGCUUCACCGGCUGCCACCAUGUCCGCCUCGGCAGUCUUCAUUCUGGACGUCAAGGGCAAGCCCCUGAUUAGCCGAAACUACAAAGGUGACGUGCCCAUGACGGAGAUUGACCAUUUCAUGCCACUGCUUAUGCAGCGUGAGGAGGAGGGUGUGCUGGCCCCGCUGCUGAGCCAUGGCCGAGUACACUUCUUGUGGAUCAAACACAGCAACCUCUACUUGGUGGCCACCACGCUGAAGAACGCCAAUGCCUCUCUGGUGUACUCCUUUCUGUACAAGACUGUGGAGGUCUUCUGUGAGUAUUUUAAGGAGCUGGAGGAGGAGAGCAUCCGUGAUAACUUUGUCAUUGUGUACGAGCUGCUGGACGAGCUCAUGGACUUCGGAUUUCCGCAAACCACAGACAGCAAGAUCCUGCAGGAGUACAUCACACAACAGGGCAACAAGCUGGAGACAGGCAAGUCUCGAGUACCAUCCACAGUCACCAAUGCCGUGUCGUGGCGUUCCGAGGGGAUCAAGUACAAGAAGAAUGAGGUCUUCAUUGACGUCAUAGAGUCUGUUAACCUUCUGGUCAAUGCUAAUGGCAGUGUCUUGCUCAGCGAGAUUGUGGGCACCAUCAAGCUGAAGGUGUUUUUGUCUGGGAUGCCAGAGCUGCGGCUGGGCCUCAAUGACCGAGUGCUCUUUGAGCUUACUGGCCUUUCAGGGAGCAAAAAUAAGUCUGUGGAGCUGGAAGAUGUGAAAUUCCACCAGUGUGUGAGGCUUUCACGCUUUGACAAUGACCGAACCAUCUCCUUCAUCCCCCCGGAUGGGGACUUUGAACUCAUGUCUUAUCGCCUAAGCACCCAGGUCAAACCCCUGAUCUGGAUCGAGUCAGUCAUUGAGAAAUUCUCCCACAGCCGAGUGGAGAUCAUGGUCAAGGCUAAGGGACAAUUUAAGAAGCAGUCAGUGGCCAAUGGCGUGGAAAUAUCUGUGCCCGUACCCAGCGAUGCAGAUUCCCCACGCUUCAAGACUAGUGUGGGCAGUGCCAAGUAUGUGCCCGAGAAGAAUGUGGUCAUUUGGAGUAUCAAGUCCUUCCCUGGUGGCAAAGAGUACUUGAUGCGUGCCCACUUUGGACUCCCCAGCGUGGAAACUGAGGAGGUGGAGGGCCGGCCACCUAUUGGGGUCAAGUUUGAGAUCCCAUACUUUACCGUUUCUGGCAUCCAGGUCCGUUACAUGAAGAUCAUCGAGAAAAGUGGGUACCAGGCCCUGCCCUGGGUUCGCUACAUCACCCAGAGUGGGGAUUAUCAGCUUCGUACCAGCUAAAAAGGAGAAGUGGGGAUUUGAACAUGAGGCUUCUCUCUCCCCAGAUCUGAACUGCAGACUAUAGAGAGAUGGUGUGUGUGUGUGUGUGUGUGUGUUCAUGCUGGGUUAGGCACUGACAACACAUUCUGGCAGCCAGCACCUGGUACCUCUCACUCAGCUGUCUAGACUGGAGCUCUCCCUGAUUUUACAUGUAGAGGGCCGAACAGCCCCUCCCCCUCCACGAGUGCCUUCUUGCAAUGACCUGCCUUGGGCAGCUCUGGGCUGCUGAUCCGAGGCCCUGCUGGCCCUCCAUCUGAGCUUUAGGUGUCAUUGAAAUAAAUCUAAAAGCUGUG
Alexandromys fortis (reed vole) is the source of this 1725-nucleotide messenger RNA. RefSeq names its product adaptor related protein complex 1 subunit mu 2 (gene Ap1m2). The coding region runs from base 116 to 1393 and encodes 425 amino acids. Gene Ontology annotation, molecular function: clathrin-cargo adaptor activity. The transcript is spliced from 12 exons. Gene Ontology annotation, biological process: intracellular protein transport; vesicle-mediated transport. Gene Ontology annotation, cellular component: clathrin-coated vesicle; clathrin adaptor complex. The record is from RefSeq and is a predicted model, not a curated record. Lineage: Eukaryota; Metazoa; Chordata; Mammalia; Rodentia; Cricetidae.